AUUAGAAAGCUCUCCUGUGAAAUCUCCCACAAUGCAUCAGUGCUACAGUUGCCGCAGUUUCCGCCUCCAUCACAGCCCACGAGAGGAAGCAGCUAGUGAAGGUAUAUAUGAGAGCAUGGAGGUGUUCUCCUCUUCAUCACCUCCUGAGGAACCCAUAUAUCUACAGCUCCAACCAUCUGAUCCCGCCUCUCCAUCGCCACCCCCACCCCCCAGACCAAUACCCCCACCCCGCCCCCUGUCCACACUGCGGGUACAUCAUAAAGACGAACGAAGCACUCCACCUGGUCCACCAUUACGAAAACCAAAAACAGGAGACCAGAAACAAGGCAGAAACAUUGAGGCUAAAGAAAAAAGAGAACGGUGAUCAGACUCAGGUGAGCUGCAAAGGUGAUGGUGGCAGUGACCAUUGUGGAGAAGAGUUGCUCCAGUGUGUAAGCUCUGCCCCCACAGGAGGAGUGUGAGCGAGUGUGUGAUGCGGGGGGAGGUCACACUGUGGCAGCAUCUUGAAGCAGUGAAGCAGAGUGGAGUAUUAAACACACUGUCCUACAGAGAGAGACAGAGACAAGAGUGCAUGUUUGAGGUUGUGACUUCGGAAGCGUCUUAUUUCCGCUCACUCAAUGUGCUCAGAGAUCACUUCCUGGGGUCACGGGAGCUGGACGACACGCUCGUCAUCCACGACAAGAAGUCCCUUUUCUCCAACACCCUGCAGGUGCAUGAGGUCAGCCAAAGGUUCCUGCAGGAUCUGCUGGAUCAUGUGGAUGAGGAUGUUCUCAUCUCUGAUGUGUGUGACAUCAUCUACAACCAUGCGCAUACACACUUUUCUGUGUACGUGGAGUAUGUCAGGAACCAGGUGUAUCAGGAGAAGACUUACUGCAAGCUAAUGCAGGGUAACCGUGUAUUCCACACAGUUAUGAGGCGUUUAGAACAAUCUCCUCUCUGUAAUCGGCUGCCAUUUACCUCCUUCAUGCUGCUGCCAUUUCAGAGGAUAACACGCAUCAAGAUCCUGAUACAGAGCAUUCUGAAGAACACAGUGGAGGGUUCAAAAGAGGAAAAAACAGCCUGUAGAGCUCUAACUACAGUGAAUGAGAUGAUCAAAGAGGCAAAUACACAGGUGGGCCAGAUGAAGCAGAUGGAGGAGCUCAUACACAUUGCCACUAUACUGCAGUUCGACAAACUCAAGGCGAUCCCUCUGGUGUCUCGAACACGAUGUCUGGAGAAACAGGGUGAGCUGCAGGAGCUCAUUAAAGGAGGAUCAAUGUUCAGCUUCCGCUUCCGUUUCAGCCCCAUCUACAUCUUCCUCUUCACUGACAUUAUCAUCAUAACACGCAGGAGCAGUGUAAAUUGCUUCCAGGUUCUUGACCACGCCCACCGCUCUCUGGUUCAGGUCCAGCCCCUGGAGGGAGGGACUCAGUUAGACCACACCUUCUGUUUAAUACUGCUGGAGAACCACCAGGGCAAUGUUUGUGAGCGUGUACUAAAGGCUAACACAGAAUCAGACCUGCACCGGUGGAUGGCAGCAUUUCCGUCUGUCACUAUCAGACCCGAGAGUAAGGAAGAAAGAGUGUAUGAUGAUUGGGACUGCCCACAGGUCCAGUGCAUCCAGCAGUAUGUUGCAAAACAGGCUGAUGAACUCAGCCUAGAACCUUCUGAUAUAAUCAAUGUUAUACGCAAAACAAAGGAGGGUUGGUGGGAGGGGAUUCGGCUCUCGGAUCAGACGACCGGUUGGUUUCCUCACAAUGUCGUGAUGGAGGUCACUAACGAGCACCAGCGUCGCCGCAACCUCCGCGAACAAUACCGAAUCUCGCAGGCAGCCAAUCGCAGCACUGCAAACACUGGCUCACUCCAGCCAACCAAUCACAGCCUUUCAAAGUAAGCUUUACUGCUGGAGGGGAUCACAAGCACCAAGUUCACCUUAAGCAGCCAAUCACAAUAUACAAGAAAGAGCAGAAACACAACUACAUAAUCAGAUGCGCCAAACUCUACCACUACCUUCCAAAAAUAAUAAUAAUCCACUAAUCACAGCCUAGAGGACCGUGUCAGCCAAUCAGAGCUCAGAGAGUGGAUGUGGUACACUGAAGCUUCUCGUACACAUUAUUGUAGUAUUGUAAGUAAAAUUAUGGAUAAAUGGAAAUGAACUUUGUGAAAUUCAAUCUGUCAAGUGUGAGUGAGCAAGUGUGUGUUUGUGUGUGUGUGAAAAUAAAGACACAUUGCUUCAGUCUGAAAGGUUUAAU
This is a messenger RNA of Silurus meridionalis, 2231 nucleotides long. It is a transcript of the gene arhgef15a, whose product is annotated as Rho guanine nucleotide exchange factor (GEF) 15. The coding region runs from base 473 to 1873 and encodes 466 amino acids. Lineage: Eukaryota; Metazoa; Chordata; Actinopteri; Siluriformes; Siluridae. The record is from RefSeq and is a predicted model, not a curated record. Gene Ontology annotation, biological process: activation of GTPase activity. The transcript has 14 exons. Gene Ontology annotation, molecular function: guanyl-nucleotide exchange factor activity; protein binding.